AGCUAGAAAAUAAAAAGAAGCCGCUUCUCUGUUCUUUCUCCCUCACUCACUCUUCUAAAACCAGAAAAAAAAAGCAAAGAAGAGAGCUUAAUGGCUUCUCCGACGAUAAGAACCGUCGCAAGUUACAACACUCACUUAGAGUACUCCGUCGAUUUCUUUGGAGACGAGUUCAUCGUCACCGUAACUCCGGAUUCCUCCGUCAUCAACCGAUGGAUUCGCGACGUCCUCUUUAACAACCGUUUCUCCUCUCACCCUCUCGUCGUUGGAGUCGGCGUCCAGUGGACUCCUUUCUCCGUUCCUCCACCGAAUAAUUACUACAUCGAUUCUCCGUCGGAUGACUACUACCUUGAUCCUCCGUCGGAUGAUUACUACGCUGAUCCUCCGCCGGGUGAUUAUUACGCUGAUCCUCUGGAGAAUGACUACUACGCCGAUGCUCCGCCUGGUAGAAACUACUCCGAUAAUCCAGCGGAUAUUCUCCAGUUAUGCGUGGGUAAUCGGUGUCUCAUCAUCCAGUUAGGUUACUGUGACCAAGUCCCUAACAAUCUCCGCAGUUUCUUGAUGGAUCCAGAAACCACGUUCGUCGGCGUCUGGAAUGGUCAAGAUGCAGGAAAGCUGGCUCGAUGUUGCCACCAGCUGGAGAUUGGGGAACUUCUUGACAUAAGGCAGUACGUGAAUGAUUCGUGGGGAAGGAGCAUGAGGCGUUGCUCGUUUGAAGAGAUUGUUGAGGAAUGUAUGGGUUAUCAAGGAGUGAUGCUAGAUCCGGAGAUAAGCAUGAGUGAUUGGACCGUUUAUGACCUAGACCUUGAUCAGAUUCUUCAGGCGUCACUAGAUGCUUACGUUUGCCAUCAGCUUGGUGUUUGGGCUCGUCUUUGGGAAGUUUGAAAACAAGUAUCAAAAACAAUAAAAUGUGGCUUGAAUC
Messenger RNA from Arabidopsis arenosa, 919 nucleotides. The record is from the annotation of a GenBank genome assembly. NCBI's taxonomy places the organism in Eukaryota, Viridiplantae, Streptophyta, Magnoliopsida, Brassicales, Brassicaceae.